Molecule: messenger RNA, 664 nt
Organism: Osmia bicornis bicornis
Lineage: Eukaryota; Metazoa; Arthropoda; Insecta; Hymenoptera; Megachilidae
Gene: mRpL27
Product: 39S ribosomal protein L27, mitochondrial
Exons: 4
Coding region: 109-558 (149 amino acids)
Biological process (GO): translation
Cellular component (GO): mitochondrial large ribosomal subunit; ribosome
Molecular function (GO): structural constituent of ribosome
Source: RefSeq, a predicted model, not a curated record
UCUUAUUUAAAAAUGAUCCUUCUUGUCAAUAGUGCUAUUUAAUUUUAAGUUUGAUUAUGUUCUCAAUAGUUGGUAAUCACUUAUAACUAAAAUUGGAGUAAACAUUUUAUGAUGACUUUUUUAACACACCUGUUUGGUCACACUUUACAAAACUCUAAAUCUCUUGUAAGCUCUACUACUAGUAAUUUAGCAUGUGUGAGAUACGCAUCAAAAAAGGCUAGUAGUAGUACAAGAAAUUCACAAGGCAAUCGAAGACCAAAACAUAGAGGGUGGAGAGUACAAGAUGGGCACACUGUUUUGAAGUCAACAAUAUUAGCUACUCAACUGAGACCUAGGUUUCAUCCAGGGCUUUAUGUUGGUAUGGGUAGAAAUGGUACAUUAUACGCUUUGGAGCCUGGGAAAGUAGUGGUCACUUGUGAAAAGAUUAAUCCAAAUAUGAAACAUAGAUGGGCUCGGUUAAAUUAUGCAGGCAGAGAAGACAGUGUUAUAUAUAAAAAGUACUUUAAUGUUAUCCCUGAAAAACAACAUGAUAGAUUUAAAGUAAUUGAUACUGUUUAGAUAAAUGUUUAUGACUGCAUUUAUCUUAUAAAUGAACAAUACAGCACAUACAACUAGAAAUAGAAAAAUUGUUAUUUUGUUCUUUUAAUAGACUCAGUCCUAUACA